Molecule: messenger RNA, 5390 nt
Organism: Ictalurus punctatus (channel catfish)
Lineage: Eukaryota; Metazoa; Chordata; Actinopteri; Siluriformes; Ictaluridae
Gene: zeb2a
Product: zinc finger E-box binding homeobox 2a
Exons: 11
Coding region: 237-3860 (1207 amino acids)
Biological process (GO): anatomical structure development; regulation of transcription by RNA polymerase II
Molecular function (GO): DNA-binding transcription factor activity, RNA polymerase II-specific; RNA polymerase II cis-regulatory region sequence-specific DNA binding
Source: RefSeq, a predicted model, not a curated record
AGAGAGAGAGAACUAUCAAGAAGAGGCGUAAUAUCACGUCAGCUCGUCCAGAUCUUAACUCCUAACCUGUCCAUCAGGAAUAACGGUCCCUCACGUGAAGUGGAGUGAAUGGUACACACGCUCGCGCCCGUGACUCGGUCCGACAGUCUCCUUCGCCUUCCAAGCCUUUCCUCAGUAUUUUCCUUCCUCUCUUCCAGCCCGGUUCGGAAGGUUUCCUACACACUCCGGUACAUGUGAUGUGCGAUGUGUCAUGCAGAAAUAUACUGGAUGGAGUUGCUGAGCGCCUCUUAUCAAUGAAGCCGGAGAUCAUGGCGGAGGGGCCGCGCUGCAAGAGGCGAAAACAAGCCAACCCAAGGAGGAAGAACGUGCUGAGCUCCGAUGAAGAGGACAGGCUGCAGGGUUCGGAGGGAGAGGGGAGCCCGGUUGGCGUUCCCAGCCUGGAGCCGUCGCCCCGAGUGGCUCAUGCCCUGCUUUCGUGCAGGGAAGACGAUGAGGACGAGAGCCGUGACAUCUGGCAACACACCGACCUCAAUGGUGCAGCAGAGGAGAGAAAAGAUGAAUACAAUCCUCUGAGCCCUGACUUGUCCCUCCAUGGAGCUGGAAACGGUACAGUUAAGGGUAUUGAUGCCACUGCAGAGCUGGAGAGCUUCUUCGCCAAGAGGAAGCUGGAGGACAACGAGGGAUGUCCUGCCAGCAUCGCUGAGUACCUGCAACGAGGAGACACGGCCAUAAUUUACCCAGAAGACCCGGAGGAGAGCACGAGGCUGAGCACUCCAGAGGCCAACGGGCAGGACGACAAUGAGAACGAUCUGGCACUCAGGACGCCAGAUGACUUUGCCCAACUGUUGACCUGCCCAUACUGCGACCGGGGCUACAAGCGACUGACCGCCCUCAAGGAGCACAUCAAGUACAGGCAUGAGAAGAACGAGGAGAGCUUUCCCUGCCAGCUCUGCAGCGACACUUUCGCCUACCGCACGCAGCUGGAUCGCCAUAUGGCCACCCACAGGCCUUCUAGGGACCAGCCGCCGGUGCUGAACGAAGGGGCUGGAAACCGCAAGUUCAAAUGCACCGAGUGUGGGAAAGCCUUCAAAUACAAGCACCAUCUGAAGGAGCACCUCCGCAUACACAGUGGUGAGAAGCCAUACGAAUGCUCCAAUUGUAAGAAGCGCUUCUCUCACUCCGGCUCUUACAGUUCACACAUUAGUAGCAAGAAGUGCAUUGGCCUCAUCUCUAUAAAUGGACGGGUACGACACGGAGGUGGCCCCAAGUCUGGCUCAUCCCCAAACUCUGCCGCUUCAUCACCAGGCAGCCCUGCCUUGACUCAGCUAAGGAGCAAACUGGAAAACAGCAGGUGCACUGGUCUUCAGGACCCAUUAGCCCACCCUGAUAUAAAGGCUGAGCCCAUGGACUUCAAUGAAUGCCGUCUCAUGAUGGCUUCACCACCAGAAUAUGGAGGACCUGUGGGUUUUCUUAAUGGUACUGGCCAUGGGGGGAGCCCCCUAGGGAUGCACAAUUCGUCACAGAACCCCUUGCAGCACUUGGCUAUGAGACUGGAUUCACACGCAUUAGGCUACCCAGGCUUGAGCAAUAACCUAACUAAGGUUCAGCGGGUCCUCCAGAUUGUCGACAACACUGUGUGCCGGCAGAAGUUGGACAGCAACUCUGAGGAGACAUCCAAGUUGAGGGCCUACAUGAAGGAUCUGGGAUCCCCGAUGGAAGAGCACAAGCUGGCUGGAUUUCAUGGGGUUGGACACAACAGUCCUAACAAGAGCAUUAUUGACUACACGUUGGAGAAGGUCAAUGAGGCCAAAACUUCCCCACAGAGCCUAACUGAAGAUGCAGAUAAAAGGGCUCUUGUCAUUAAGAAAGAGCGGGCCAUUUCAGAUGAGAAGGCCCAGGAGAGGGAUGGACAGUACACAUCAUUCUCAUGCCAAUUCUGCAAGGAGUCAUUCAAUGGCCCUAUUCCCUUGCACCAGCAUGAGCGCUACCUUUGCAAGAUGAACGAAGAGAUAAAGGCAGUCCUGAAACCUAAUGAAAGCUUACCUGUCAGCCGUAGAGGAGUGUCUGGCAUAGAGCAACAGGGUGUUAUGGUAUCCUCUUCUAUGCCAGAUAGAAAUACAACUAGCCCAAUCAACCUGUUUAAAGAUCACUUGUCAGUACUGAAAGCUUACAUUGGCAUGAAUUCCGAACCUAGCUCUGAGGAUCUGAGAAAGCUCUCCAUUGCAGUUGGUCUUCCUCAAGAGUUUGUAAAGGAGUGGUUUAUUCAAUGGAAAGUUCAGUCUCUCCAUGGCAUGUCCAGGAAAAGAUCUCCACCUCCUGAAUGGGGAAAUGGGGACAGCAACCAUGGUUUGGCUAGAGAAUCAGCACAUGCAAGAUCACCUGCUUCCAUUGGCCAGUAUAGUGACUCAACAGCAGAACUCCAAGGUACUACCAAUGGUGAAACUGGGCACCGGCUAUCCAAACAUCACCAUUUACCAAGCGUAAGACACAUAAAUGAAAAACUAGUUGACUCAGUGGACCACUUGAGAGGCGAGACACCCUCACCCCUGAAUCUUUCUUCAACAUCUUCAAAACACUCUCACAGCAGCUCCUAUACCCCUACAAGUCUUACCUCUGAGGAUGCCCAUGGUGAACCUCUAGAUUUGUCGUUGCCAAAACAUCUCUCCAAAUCUGACAGGAAGCCUAAGCCAAAUGGUUUCAACAUGGAUGGUAAUGGUGACCCUGUUGUACGAGAGCAAGGAACAGAACCGCUGGACUUAGCUCACAUCAAGAAGGAGUUCAAUGGCUCAAACAAUGUGGGCAACGAAAACCAGCUAGACAAAAGUUCUAGCCCGAUCUUUGGCAUCAACCCCUUCAGUGGCGGUCCAAUUUAUACCCCGCUACCACCUCAUGGAGCAUUCCCUCCAUCUACUUUCAUGUCCCCAGCACAGGCCAGCAUCCCAGGACUAAGGCCUUACCCAGGACUUGACCCUAUGGGCUUUCUUCCACACAUGGCUUACACAUAUGCGGCAGGGGCGGCCACCUUUGCUGAGAUGCAGCAGCGACGGAAAUACCAGCGGAAACCAGGCUUCCAGGGGGAGCUGCUGGACAGCACAGGGGACUAUUUGUCAGGGCUGGAGGACCUGACAGACAGUGAGUUGCUGCUUGCCCGGAAGAAGAUUAAGAAGACCGAAAGUGGUAUGUACGCGUGUGACUUGUGCGACAAAACAUUCCAGAAGACCAGUUCCCUCCUAAGACACAAAUAUGAGCACACAGGAAAGCGGCCUCACCAGUGCCAGAUCUGCAAGAAGGCCUUCAAGCACAAACACCAUCUAAUCGAGCACUCACGCCUGCACUCGGGCGAGAAGCCCUAUCAGUGUGACAAGUGUGGCAAGCGCUUCUCGCACUCGGGCUCAUACUCGCAGCACAUGAACCACCGCUACUCCUACUGCAAGAGGGAGGCUGAGGAACGUGAGGCUGCCAAGCAAGAGAGCCACGAGAACGGUGGCCUUCUGGAGCCCACAGAGCUGCUGAUGCACCACGCUUACCUAAAGGGACUUGCGCCACUGAGAUUUUCUGAUCCGGAAGAGCAGGGCGAGGACAUGAUGCGAGGAAGCACUAUCUUGAGAGACGGCACCGAGGAUAGGGCUAGGGAGGCAGAGAAGGCGUACCCGGAAGUGACGGACAGACGAGAGGCGAUGUUCAGGGAGGAGGAGGAAAUGGAAACGGAGGAGGAUAGGUUAGAGCGCCAAAGCCUGGACGGUAUGGCAAAAGAUGAGAAAGAGAACGAUGCGUCAGGAGGAACGGAAGAUGAGAGCUCAGAGGAGAGGAAGGCGGAGAGCAAGACAGAUGGCGAAGGCGAGAAUGAUGAUGCUGAUUAACUACUGCAAUUUGGAUUAAGCUUCCAGUGUUGUUUUUUUGUUUAUAUUUUUGCUUGUAUUGUUUGCUCCUUCCCUCGCAUUGAGGGACUUUGAGCCAGAUUCACUUUUGUGACCACACUGCCAUGUCUUGGUUAUUCAGUAUUGUACUCUGAGACAUAAAGAGUGGAACUCAGGCUGGCGUUGUCCAUGGUCCAAAAAAGCAGGCAACAAACUGGGUGGGACAGUUCGAGAGUUCACAUUAUGCAAAAACAAAAGUGAUGAUGAUGAUGAUCUAUGUUAUAAUAAGAGAACCAACGGAAAGGUUUCACAAGUGUACAGAGUGGAACGUGAAGGCUGUGUGGUGCUUAUUUCCAUAACCCCUGUGUUUUUAUUGUGGUCACAGCACAAGCCUCGAAUUGCACUCUGGUGAAUUACUACAUUAAAUAAUAAUUGUAAAAAAAAAAAAAUGUUUAGAAAAGAGUAAGCAUUGCGUAUAUGUACAUAUACUGCGUUUGAAGUUGCAGUAGCGUGUCUGUGUUACGUUUUUGUCUAUCACUUACUGUGAUAUCCUUGUUUUUACCUUUUCUUUCCUGACCUGCCACAUGUUUAUUUUGGAUUACAUUAUGGCUUUUUUUUAUGAAGCGUCUUUAUCAAAAUAAUAAUAAUAUUACCUGUAUGGUUCUAAAGAAAAUUACAAAGUCUUAAAAAGAGGGACUAAAGACGGCAGAUAUAUGAUGAAGGCUCCAUUGUGCGAGGCUUUGUCGAGCACCCCUGUUUUGUUUUUUCGUUAGAGAAAAGCCUUAUAUGCAAGCCCUGUUUCACCUGUGUUUUCUGCAAGUGCCAUCCUUGUAAAGUGUACCGUGGAGUCAAUGUGUGUCCUCCAUGCACCUGCUUAAGUAUUACAUAAAAAUAAUUAAAACAGCCACCCUUUUUAUUUGAAUUACCUUCGUCAGUAUUAGUAUAGCUAGACUUCCUAGUUUACAUAUUGUUUGUGCAAUUUUCUGUACUUUCUUUUUUUUUUUUUUUUCCAAGACCAUCUGUCAGUAUUAUCAUGGUUUGUUUUGUUCAAUACAAAAUCCAAUUAUUUUUUAUUUUAAACUACCAUUUUAUUUAUGUGACUCAUUUUAUAAUUCCUAAUUAUAUUUAUUUCAUACUGUAGUGUACAGUAUUAUAGUUCCUCGUUAUAGAUAUAUUUUAGUAAAAUGGAUCCUGACAAGUGAAUAUCGGAACAAAUUUUACAUUAAGAGAGCAUUUAUUGUAUCUGGAACAAUUACUGUUGAUUGUUCUACUUACUUAAUGUACCUGAUGAAGGAGAUUCUACAAUUUGGGAACUUUUGAUACAAUAUUGUGAAAACACUGUAUUUUUGACUGAGAAGAAAAGAAAACAAAAUUCCACUUUAUUCAUCUGUUUUUCUUUUUUAGCUAAAGAGAUGAAGGUUGUCUGUGGUCAAUUCUUGAAAUGUCUGUUGAAUUAUAAUUUAAUUUUUUUGAUUUGUAUUUUCUCUUGGAAAUGACCUUGCUCGAAUAAACGUAGCCCAAUUUAAUUUUCAA